CAUGCAUAUUCAUUUAACUAUUUUCCAAGUAAUUAAUUAGGUGGUGAUGGGGAGAUGGAUCAAGUCAUCAAGAAUGGUCCCUUGGACUUUUCAGUGACCACAUCUUGCCACGUAGGACUCACCAUGGGUCCCACUUUUCCAGUUUCACCAUUGUGGAUCCGCCACGUGUUAAAUAACCCACGUCCCACGGAAACUAAAAGUAGAAAAUGGAUAGGGAAUCAUUCCCCGGCUCACCACCUUCCCUAUAUAAAAGCCGAGCUUUGAAUCUCCCAUUCAAGACCUAGAUUCUUCUUCUUCAUCUCUCUCUCUCUCAAAUCCAUAUUUCGUUUUCGUUUGAAUCUUUUUUAUCUUGUUUUUUGUAUUUUCGUAAAUUCGUCAAGAACUGGCUAACCCUGGAGAAGCGAAGAUUCUGGCGGAAUCGGAGAACAAGAACCGAGAGGUGGUUCUUACGCUAUAUGAGGCCCUGAGAUCGCGAGACGUGGUGACUGUGCACCGGAUUCUCGCCGCCGAUAUUGAGUGGUGGUUCCACGGCCCUCCGUCCCACCAGUUUUUGAUGCGCAUCCUCACCGGCGACGCGCCGUCGUCCCCGCCGUUCGAGUUCGAGUUCAUACCCCUCUCCGUCGUGUCAUUCGGGUCCACCGUCAUCGCCGAGGGCUGCGACUCCUCCGGCUCCAUCUCCUGGGUCCACGCCUGGACCGUCACGCAUGGGAUAAUUACUCAGGUCAGGGAGUACUUCAACACCUCUCUCACCGUCACAAAGAUCGGGAACUCUUCCGGCGGCGCCGUUGGGCAGAAGACAUCGGCGGCUGAGAUCUCGCCGGUGCAUUGUCCCUACGUCUGGGAGAGCCAACUCUCGGGUCGUGCCGGGAAGUCCGUCCCUGGUCUCGUCCUCGCGAUUUGAACGAGUCACCGCCUCGUUCAGGUAAAAAAAAAAUGAAAUAGCUACUUACGUGUCGGUUUAUUAUUGGUCUGUCAUAUAUGGAUCGAAAGAUUGCUGUGAGGCGCGUGCACCACACCUAAGGCCGCGUUUGGCUGGCUCUGUUUUCUCUGUGGUUCGUCUUUCGAGUUUUGGGGUAUUUUCAUUUGGCAAACUGGGGUUGAAUAUAACGGGGAAACCCAAGUCGAUGAUGUGUCUUUAUGUUUAUGGUGAUGUAAUGUUUGAAACAAACGCCUCCUUAUGGGUUCAAAUCAUGUGUUCUUCUCUUGAUACAUCACAUAUGCAUCUUGAAUUGGUUGGUAUUA
Molecule: messenger RNA, 1242 nt
Organism: Tarenaya hassleriana
Lineage: Eukaryota; Viridiplantae; Streptophyta; Magnoliopsida; Brassicales; Cleomaceae
Product: wound-induced protein 1
Exons: 1
Coding region: 554-901 (115 amino acids)
Source: RefSeq, a predicted model, not a curated record